UUGCCCUACAACUUUGCUAACAUUCGACACACAGCCAGCACUCAAUAUUUUGUUGUUGGGCAACUGCCAUUAACUGUAAAUGAAUAUAUCUUGUAAUAUACAGCAAUUUUACAAUGCCAGACAACUGUCACACAAACUUGCGUUGCCUUCCUGUGUGCCUGUGCUAAGUGGUGCUUCAUAUAACCUCAUAAAGGUGUAAUGUGGCAACUCUUUGCAUAUGGCAUAUGAAAUUGCAAAGAAAAAGAAAAUGAAAUUGUUUACGUCUAGUAAUGGACAGACAGACAGACAUACAUAUGCCGUUCAUACGUAACUUAGCUAGAGACGAAGCUGGACACGUAAUACCCAAGGAAAGGAAAUUGUUUGCUCGAAAACAAUAGUCCAAGAAAUAAAAAUGAGGACAAAACUGCUUCAAUAUCCCAUACGAAAAUUUAUGUCACGUUUCACAAAACAGAAACCAAAUUUUGGUAAUUGUAACACUGUGGAGCUGGGCAAUGUGUCCGCCGAGAGAGAGGUGCCGGAACACAUAUUGAAGCCAGAAUACUAUUACAAACCCAUGCCUCCAGGAUUUACUUUGGGUGAACCAGAAAUAAAAACUUGUGAGCAGAUUGAACAUAUGCGGAAUAGUUGCAAACUAGCAGCCAGCAUUCUAAAGUCCUGUUCUGAUGUGAUCAAGGUGGGUGUUACCACAGAUAAAAUUGAUGAAUUUGUGCACAAUAGCAUAAUAUCAGCCAAUGCCUACCCAUCGCCACUUCGUUAUGCUGGAUUUCCCAAAUCAAUCUGUACCUCUGUUAACAAUGUCGCUUGUCAUGGCAUCCCGGACGAUCGUCCCUUGCAGGAGGGCGAUAUAAUAAAUGUGGACAUUACAGUAUACCUUAAUGGGUACCAUGGAGAUUGUUCCAAAACCUUUAUGGUGGGAGAAGUUGAUGAGCGUGGACGAUAUUUAGUACAAAAAACAGAGGAAUGCCUCCAUGAAUGUGUAGCUUUGUGUCGUCCAGAUAAAGAAUUUAAAAUCAUAGGAAAUUUCAUAGCAAAAUUUUGCCAGCAAAACGGCCUAAACACAAUACCGGCAUUUAUUGGCCAUGGCAUUGGGAGUUAUUUUCAUGGUCCUCCCGAAAUACUGCAUUUCAAAAAUAAUGUUCCCGGUGCCAUGAAGGCAGGUAUGACAUUUACCAUUGAGCCUAUACUAACGUUGGGUGGACCUGAUAUCGAAAUACAAGAUGAUGGUUGGACAGCAAUAAGCGUCGAUGGGGCAAGAAGCGCUCAGUUUGAACAUACCAUUUUGAUAACAGACGCCGGUUCAGAUAUAUUGACUUCAGAUUAAAAUCAACUAAAGAGAAUUAAAAAAAUUAUACGAAAUGACAAAAAAGUUUUUAUCGAAAAAUCUACUUGUAUAGUUUAUGGAAUAAACAUUUGAACUACUUUACCCUUGUGCUUGGAACUAUCAACCUUA
This is a messenger RNA of Stomoxys calcitrans (stable fly), 1450 nucleotides long. RefSeq names its product methionine aminopeptidase 1D, mitochondrial. The record is from RefSeq and is a predicted model, not a curated record. The coding region runs from base 392 to 1321 and encodes 309 amino acids. Lineage: Eukaryota; Metazoa; Arthropoda; Insecta; Diptera; Muscidae. Gene Ontology annotation, molecular function: metalloaminopeptidase activity. Gene Ontology annotation, biological process: proteolysis. The transcript has a single exon.